AUGACGGUCGGUGAGAUCGUGACGGCGUUCACGAGCAGCACGACGGCACACGGCGUGAAGCGCGCGUGCGGUUCGCGCUCGCUGCCGGCGCGCGCCGCCUGGGCCGCCAUCACGCUCUGCGCGCUCGCCUUCCUCGCGUACCAGCACUCGCUCGUGGUGCGGCGCUACUUCUCCUACACGGUGACCGUCAAAGUCGAGAUGGAAUACAGUCGGCUGCCGUUUCCCGCCGUCACCAUCUGCAAUAAGAACCCGGUGCGCAUGAGUCGUCUGCCGUCGCACGUCGUUAACUUGGUGACGAGCGGCUACGGCAACGUGCUGCACACGCACGAGUCGGCAUUCGAUGAGUUUCGGCGGAUUGUGUCCGGCAACGAGUCGCAGACGACGGAGGGAAGUCAGGCGACAGCAACGCCACCUAUGUCAUUGAAAGGUAUAGUGUGA
Priapulus caudatus is the source of this 438-nucleotide messenger RNA. RefSeq names its product amiloride-sensitive sodium channel subunit gamma-like. Gene Ontology annotation, biological process: sodium ion transmembrane transport. Gene Ontology annotation, molecular function: ligand-gated sodium channel activity. Lineage: Eukaryota; Metazoa; Priapulida; Priapulimorpha; Priapulimorphida; Priapulidae. The transcript has a single exon. Gene Ontology annotation, cellular component: membrane. Bases 1 to 438 code for a protein of 145 amino acids. The record is from RefSeq and is a predicted model, not a curated record.